CUCCCUUUUACUUCUUUUCUUUUUGAUUUUUACUCGGACCGGUUCACCUUUCUGCGUGUUGGGUGGUAACUGACGAAUCUCUUUUUCAUCGAUAUGUGGUUAAGCGUAAGAGUAUGAAAGCUCUAUCUUGUUUAUUCCUUUCUUGUCUCUCGUUCAUGGCCGGUUGCAGUUGUGAACAAUGCCUUCAUCUCCGUUCGCUAUCUAAUGUUUCAGGGCCCUUCUACUGUUUCAUUCUUCUUCUUUCUCAGCUUCUUUUGAUUUCACAUUCAUCUAUCUUUCUUUUUUCUUGCAUUCAUUAUGGCAUCCAUCUUUGUGUCAUUCUUUUUUCCACGAGACUCUUCUUACACGGGCUCACUGGUUUUGUUGGCGAUUCUGAAAUGGGGUCCUUUUUUAUUCGACUUCCUUGGGAGGUGCAUGUCUUUCAAAUCACGAAGUGCAAGCAUCUUUGCCACUUUGAGCGUGCAGAGCUACAUGCGUACAGUAUGAGCUGCUAACAGACAAUUCAAUCUACACUCUGCGUCAUCAAAUUGAUGGCGUCUACUCAGUAACCAUUUCGAGCCCUUGUAGUGUGUCAUGUAUCAAUUAUAUUAGUAGGGAUUCAUGAUGUCAGUACAGCAGCUGUAGCACGCAACGAUUGGUUGUAGUUCAAUAUUAGCAAUGCUCAUCUUGCAAAUUGAAGCACAUACUCCAAACUAAGUGCC
This is a messenger RNA of Aspergillus welwitschiae, 701 nucleotides long. RefSeq lists its product as uncharacterized. Lineage: Eukaryota; Fungi; Ascomycota; Eurotiomycetes; Eurotiales; Aspergillaceae. The transcript has a single exon. The record is from RefSeq and is a predicted model, not a curated record. The coding region runs from base 114 to 494 and encodes 126 amino acids.